Messenger RNA from Lontra canadensis (Northern American river otter), 5263 nucleotides. RefSeq names its product receptor-type tyrosine-protein phosphatase eta-like. Gene Ontology annotation, biological process: angiogenesis; protein dephosphorylation. The transcript is spliced from 23 exons. The coding region runs from base 16 to 3669 and encodes 1217 amino acids. The record is from RefSeq and is a predicted model, not a curated record. Gene Ontology annotation, molecular function: cadherin binding; protein tyrosine phosphatase activity. Lineage: Eukaryota; Metazoa; Chordata; Mammalia; Carnivora; Mustelidae.
UUCUUUUUGUUACAGAUGGUGUGCGCAGGUGACUCUGUUUCCAUCAAUACAACCAGUAUGACCACAACAUGGGGAAACGCGAAUGGCACUGUUUCUGGGUACACGCAUACAGAAAAGAGCAAGGUGGAGAGCGAGCGGAACACCCCUGCUGAAGAUCCAAUAAGGAAUGGCACCACAGGCUUUAAUCCAACAACUUCGAACACGUCCUUUGUCACUUCAGAAACAGUCGCCGGGACUUCAAGAGAUUCCGUGGCCAUAAAUGACACACUAGAGCCCAGUCCAGUCUCUGGUCUUCAAAAUUCCUUCGUGAGGGUGACAAAGGCUGCUCUUACCUGGAAGACUGGCAAUGGUACUUCUACCUACCGGCUGCUCCUUGAAGGUGUCGGAAGUCCCAUAGAGUUGACUCAAGACUUAGUGGCCAAUAUAUCGGGCCUGAAACCAGGGACUUCACACAACGUCACCCUGACACUUGCAGAACCAAAUGAACAGAGAAAGCCCUCGGUCACAGGCAGUGGCUUAGAUGCCAACAACACCGAGGGCGCCCUCCCGCAGCCCAGGACGCCCAGUGCCCUGGUGUAUGGGUACACCCUCAAUUCCACAGACCCGUCUUCUCACCAUCCUCUGACCGGAGACACGGAAGUGUGGCUCUUCGGGCUGAAGCCCAACACGCAGUACAAGGCCACCGUGUAUCCUCAAGCAGCCGGUGGUAGAGAAGGGCAGCCCCAAAACAUAACUUUCAGGACGGUGGCCAGUCAAGUUUUUGACAUUGAAGUUGUGAACAUCAGUGCGACCAACGUGACCCUGACCUGGAAAAUCAACGAUGAUGAGACAUCCUCUGUCUAUACCUACAAGAUCCAGGUUGCUGGGGCGAUGGAUUCCUUCACCCUCAAUGCCAGUGAGACUUGGGUCAACAUCCCUUCACUCAACUCAAGUACCUUGUACAACAUCACCGUGUGCCCUUUCCUUCAAAACGGUUCUGAAGGCGUGUCAGGUUUCCUCCAAGUGUACACCUCCCCUGGUCCAGUUUCUGACUUCCGAGUGACGAGUGUUAGCACGAGGGCAAUUGGCUUAGCUUGGAGCAGCAAUGACUCAGAUUUCUUUAAGAUAAUUACCACAAAGAAUGGAACUGGAGAAUCUCAGGAGAACACAACCACUCACCAAAGUAUUAUCAUUGGUGGCUUAUCCCCUGGAACUAUGUAUGUUUUUGACAUAUUUCCAAGAGGACCAAAUGAGACUAAAGGGGAUCCCCAGAGAAUCUGCAAUAGCACUGACCCCAGCAUGGUCUUUGACAUCCGUGUGCUCAAUGUCACCACAACCGAAAUGGAGUUGGAGUGGCAGAAUACAGAUAAUGCUUCUGACUAUACCUACUACUUGGACUUACAGUCCAAGUAUGGCACUAACAGGACAUACAGCUCUCACAAAGCUAUCACUCUCAAGGACUUGGUUCCAGGCACCUUAUAUAACAUCACGAUCUUUCCAGAAGUGGACCACAUCGUGGGGAAGUCCGACUUCACUGCACCGUACACAAGGCCCAGCAUUGUAUCCAACAUUGAAAUAAGUAUCAACACCACAGCAGCAACCUUAAUUUGGCAGAACUUUGAUGAAGAUUCUGAUAUGUACACCUACCACCUUUUUAUUAAGAAGGAUGGAAGUUCUAGCAAUGCAAGAGAACUCAUCACAGACAUGGGUGUCACCAGUGCCACCAUCACCGAGUUAAUACCUGGGUCGGUAUACAUGGUGGAGAUCUUCACCCAAGUUGGGAAUGCUACCUGGUCCCUGUCACCGAGCUGGCAGUCAUUCUGUACAGAUCCCGCACCAGUAGCCUUCUUCCAUUGCGAAGUGGUCCCCAAAGAGCCAACCUUGAUUCUCAAGUGGCCCUGUCCUCCUGGCGCCAACACGGGCUUCCGGCUGGAGAUCAGCAGAGGAGCUUGGGAAAAUGUGACAGACCUGGAGAACUGCUCCUCAGAGAACGGCACUGAGUACAGGACAGAAAUCACAUGUUUGAAUUUUUCUACCUCCUACAACAUCAGCGUCGCUGCCUCUUCCUGCAACAAGACCGCAUCUCCCGCCCAAAACACCUGCCUCACUGGCAUCACAGCCCCCCCUUCUCCAGAUGGAUCCCCGAAUAUUACGUCCAUCAGUCACAAUUCCGUAAAGGUUGAGUUCAGUGGCUUUGAAGCCAGCCACGGACCCAUCAAAGCCUAUGCGCUGAUUCUCACCACUGGGAAUGCUGUUCAGCCAUCUGCAGAUGUUUUGAGAUACACGUAUGAGGAUUUCAAAAAGGGGGCCUCAGAUACUUACGUGACAUACCUCAUAACCACAGAAGAGAAGAGACGUUCUCAGGGCUUGGCUGAGGUCUUGAAAUACGAAGUCGAUGUUGGGAACGAGUCAACCACGCACGGUUAUUACAACGGGAAGCUGGAACCCCUGGGCUCCUAUCGGGCUUGUGUGGCCGGCUUCACCAACAUCACCUUUAACCUUCGCAAUAACGGACUCAUAGACGGGCCCGAGAGCUACGUGUCCUUCAGUCCCUAUUCAGAUGCAGUGUUCUUGCCCCAGGAUCCAGGUGUCAUCUGUGGAGCAGUUUUUGGGUGCAUCUUUGGUGCCUUGGUAAUUGUGGCUGUGGGCGGCUUCAUCUUCUGGAGAAAGAAAAGGAAAGAUGCGAAGAAUAAUGAGGUAUCCUUUUCUCAAAUUAAACCUAAAAAAUCCAAGUUAAUCAAAGUGGAGAAUUUCGAGGCCUACUUUAAGAAACAACAAGCAGACUCCAACUGUGGGUUUGCAGAAGAAUAUGAAGAUCUGAAGCUUGUUGGAAUCAGUCUACCCAAAUAUGUGGCGGAGCUGGCUGAGAAUAGAGGAAAAAAUCGCUAUAAUAACGUUCUGCCCUAUGAUAUUUCCCGUGUCAAGCUUUCCAUCCAGACCCACUCAGCUGAUGACUACAUCAACGCCAACUACAUGCCCGGCUACCAUUCCAAGAAAGAUUUCAUUGCCACACAAGGGCCUUUGCCCAACACUUUGAAAGAUUUCUGGCGUAUGGUUUGGGAGAAAAAUGUAUAUGCCGUCGUUAUGUUGACCAAAUGUGUCGAACAGGGAAGGACCAAAUGUGAGGAGUACUGGCCCUCCAAGCAGGCUCAGGACUAUGGGGACAUAAUGGUGGCAAUGACAUCAGAAGUCGUUCUUCCAGAAUGGACCAUCAGAGACUUCACGGUGAAAAAUAUCCAGACAAGUGAGAGUCACCCUCUGCGACAGUUCCAUUUCACCUCCUGGCCGGACCACGGCGUUCCCGACACCACGGACCUGCUCAUUAACUUUCGGUACCUUGUUCGUGACUACAUGAAGCAGAGACCUCCUGAGUCACCCAUUCUGGUCCACUGCAGUGCUGGCGUUGGAAGGACAGGCACAUUCAUUGCCAUUGAUCGUCUUAUCUACCAGAUAGAGAAUGAGAACACGGUGGAUGUGUAUGGGAUUGUGUAUGACCUUCGAAUGCACAGGCCCUUAAUGGUGCAAACAGAGGACCAGUAUGUUUUCCUCAACCAGUGUGUUCUGGAUAUUAUCAGAUCCCAGAAGGACUCAAAAGUAGAUCUCAUCUACCAGAACACAACCGCAAUGACAAUCUAUGAAAACCUUGCUCCCGUGACUGCGUUUGGAAAGACAAAUGGUUAUAUUGCCUAAUCCCAAAGUCAGACCUUUCUGGAGUUACCUGGACCGUCACACCCACAGCAAAGGAAAAUGCCCCGAUGUGGACAUGUUUUUAUAUGUCUAAUAUCUUAAUUCUUUGUUCUGUUUCAUUAGAACUAAUUUGAGGGUGUGAGGCUGCACAGGACAGAUGAAAAGUUGGGGCUGACAGGGGCUGUGGAUGGGUGGUGAGCUAAUCUACUACAUUUCUGAUCACCAAUGGGAUGAGUUCACUUUUUUUUUUGUUUGUUUUUCUUAAGAAUUAUGGGAACACCAGGAAAAGUGAGCUAUGACUUUUUUUUUCUUUUUCAAAACAGAUUCUUUUUAAAAAAGACUAUUUUAUAUGAUUCACAUGCUAAAGCCAGGAUUGUGUUGGGUUGAAUAUAUUUUAAGUAUCAGAGGUCUAUUUUUACCUACUGUAUCUUGGAAUCUAGCUGAUGGAAAAUACAUAAUUGUGGAUGAUUAUCGUGUAGGGAGGGGUACAUGGUGCCUCUCCUGCCUGGGUUUUCUAUUUGAACAUGUGCCUUUUCUGAAUUAUGCUUCCACAGGCAAAACUCAGUAGAUAUCUCUAUUUUUGUAUUGAAUCUCAUAAUUGGAAUAUACGGAAUAUUUAAACAGUAGUUUAGUAUCCGAGGUUCAGCCUUCUCAGUAACAUUCCUGUUCUCAUUUGACUAGAGGAGGCCUUCCCCUUCCCUUCACCUCCCCCCUGUUUUGUGCUCUAUUCUUUCUUCCCUUUUCCUUCCCACUUUUCCCCAAAGACACUUCUGUUGGCCACAUUUUCAGCCCAUUGGUUGAGUGAGAGGGGAAACCAGGUAUCACCUUGAGAAUUUGUGGAGUGGGGUCGGGGGAGGGAAGCAAAGGAACCCUACAGUGACAUGAUCUCCUUUUCUUGUCCCUGUUUUAUCCUUUUUCUUAUUUCUGUAUUUGGUAAGAAGGAUUAUUUAAAGGUGCAAUAUGUGAUUUAGUGAUUCAUGAUGCUCUAGGUUUUUAGUAAUGUUUUACUCAGGUUGGCAUUUUAUGUGUGUCUGUGUAUAUGUGUGUGUGUGUGUUUUUAAAAGCGUGGCAAUCUGUGAACACUUCAGUGUGAAAACAGUGUCUGACUAAUCCCUCCUCCCUCAAAGUCCACUGGCUUUAGUCUAUCUGCAGUGACACACAUCCAUAUCUACUGUAUAUAUAUACUAAACUCUUAAAACAGUCAUUCCUUUGAAUUGAGGUGUACAAAGUUUGAAUUUGUAUCAAAGAUGUAAUUAUUUUUAAAACCUCUUUUCACUAUACUGCUGCUGUAAUUACUUUGAUUUUUAAAAAAUGUAGAUUAAUUUUUUUUUUUUUGGCUUCAGGUGUUGUAUCCACCAAGAAUUUCAGAAUUUACGUGGAUUUAUUUUAUUGGUACAUAAUCUGUAAACUUCUCAAGGCAUUAACAUGAAAGGAUUUGUUUCUUUUUAUUUUAUAUUGUGGCUCAGGUUAUAUUUGGAAGAAGUUUUGAGUUUCUCCUCCUAUAGGCAAUGAAGAAUUUAAGGUCUUAUGAAGGAAUUGCCAGGUUCCUGGAAUCCUGUGGCUGUUUUCCACAGUAAUAAAUCCUGCUGUAAACUUA